Lepus europaeus (European hare) is the source of this 2901-nucleotide messenger RNA. It is a transcript of the gene TMEM63A, whose product is annotated as transmembrane protein 63A. The transcript is spliced from 24 exons. Lineage: Eukaryota; Metazoa; Chordata; Mammalia; Lagomorpha; Leporidae. The record is from RefSeq and is a predicted model, not a curated record. Gene Ontology annotation, molecular function: calcium-activated cation channel activity; nucleic acid binding. Gene Ontology annotation, cellular component: plasma membrane. The coding region runs from base 103 to 2520 and encodes 805 amino acids.
GUUUCACUUUGUAACUUUUAAGUGGUGGGGACGUCGCCCCGCCCGGCCAGGUGCGGAAGGACAUCUGCCCCCGCUGCCGCCGCCGCAGGGAGGGCAGGCGCCAUGACCGACUCCGCGUUUCUGGAUCUGUGGCAGCCCCAGGCCGUAUCCAUCCGGGAGCGCCUGGGCCUCGGGGACCAGCCCAAUGACUCCUACUGCUACAACUCGGCCAAAAACAGCACCGUGCUGCAGGGGGUCACGUUCGGCGGCAUCCCCACCGUCCUGCUCCUAGACGUCAGCUGCUUCCUGAUUUUAAUUGGGAUUUUUUCCAUCAUUAGAAGGAGAUUCUGGGAUUAUGGCCGCAUCGCCCUGGUGUCAGAAACAGGCAGUGAGUCCAGAUACCAGAGAUUGUCAUCAACUUCCUCUUCAGGGCAGCAAGACUUUGAAAAUGAGCUGGGAUGCUGCCCCUGGCUGACUGCCAUCUUCCGUCUGCACGACGACCAGAUUCUGCAGUGGUGUGGGGAGGACGCCAUCCACUACCUGUCCUUCCAGAGACACAUCAUCUUCCUGCUGGUGCUGCUCAGCCUCCUGUCCCUGUGCGUCAUCCUGCCCGUCAACCUCUCAGGAGACCUGCUGGACAAGGACCCUUACAGCUUCGGGAGGACGACGAUAGCAAACCUGCAGACCGACAACGACCUCCUCUGGCUGCACACCGUCUUUGCCGUCAUUUACCUCCUGCUCACCGUGGGCUUCAUGUGGCACCACACCCGGUCCAUCAAGUACAAGGAGGAGAGCCUGGUGAGGCGGACCCUGUUCAUCACCGGACUCCCCAGGGAGGCCAAGAAGGAGACUGUGGAGAGCCACUUCCGGGACGCGUACCCCACGUGUGAGGUGCUGGAUGUGCAGCUGUGCUACAACGUGGCCAAGCUGAUCUACCUGUGCAGAGAGAGAAAGAAGACCGAGAAGAGCCUGGCCUAUUACACAAACCUGCAGGUGAAGAGCGGCCGGCCCACCCUCAUCAACCCCAAGCCCUGUGGCCAGUUCUGCUGCUGUGAAGUCCGCGGGUGUGAGCGGGAGGAUGCCAUCUCUUACUACACACGCCUGAAGGAGAGGCUGCUGGAGAGGAUCACCGAGGAGGAACGCCGGGUCCAGGACCAGCCCCUGGGCAUGGCCUUUGUCACUUUCCAGGAGAAGUCCAUGGCCACCUACAUCCUGAAAGACUUCAAUGCCUGCAAGUGCCAGGGCCUCCACUGCAAGGGGGAGCCCCAGCCGUCCUCCUGCAGCAGGGAGCUGUGCACCUCCCGGUGGGCCGUCGCCUUCGCUGCAUACCCUGAGGACAUCUGCUGGAAGAACCUCUCCGUCCAGGGCCUCCGCUGGUGGCUCCAGUGGUUGGGCAUCAACUUCGUCCUCUUCGUGGGGCUGUUUUUCCUGACCACGCCCUCCAUCAUCCUGUCCACCAUGGACAAGUUCAACGUCACCAAGCCCAUCCAUGCACUGAAUAACCCCGUCAUCAGCCAGUUCUUCCCCACCCUCCUGCUGUGGUCCUUCUCGGCCCUGCUGCCCUCCGUCGUCUACUACUCUACCCUGCUGGAGUCCCACUGGACCAAGUCGGGGGAAAACCGGAUCAUGGUGACGAAGGUGUACAUAUUCUUGAUCUUCAUGGUGCUGAUCCUGCCCUCCCUCGGCCUCACCAGUCUGGACUUUUUCUUCCGGUGGCUCUUUGACAAAACUUCCUCAGAGACCUCUAUCAGGUUGGAGUGCGUCUUCCUCCCUGACCAGGGUGCCUUCUUUGUGAACUACGUCAUCGCCUCGGCCUUCAUCGGCAAUGGCAUGGAGAUGCUGCGGCUGCCGGGCCUCAUCCUCUACUCUUUCCGCAUGGUCAUGGCCAAGACGGCCGCCGACCGCAGGAACAUCAAGCAGAACCAGGCGUCCGAGUACGAGUUUGGAGCCAUGUACGCGUGGAUGCUGUGCGUCUUCACUGUCAUCAUGGCCUACAGCAUCACCUGCCCCAUUAUCGUGCCAUUUGGCCUCAUCUACAUCCUGCUCAAGCACCUGGUGGACCGGCACAACCUCUACUUCAUCUACCUCCCGACCAAGCUGCAGAAGAGGAUCCACUUUGCUGCUGUGAACCAGGCUUUGGCUGCUCCCAUCCUCUGCCUCUUCUGGCUCUACUUCUUCUCCUUCCUGCGCCUGGGGAUGAAGGCCCCUGCCACCCUCUUCACCUUCCUGGUGGUGCUGCUCACCAUCCUGGUCUGCCUGGCCUACACCUGCUUUGGAUGCUUCCGGCACCUCAGCCCACUGAACUAUAAGACAGAAGAACCAACAAGUGACAAAGCAAAUGAGGCCGAGGUCCACGUGCCCCCACCGUUCACACCCUACGUGCCCCGGAUCCUCAGUGGUUUUGCCUCGGAGACGACAGCCCUGUCCCCGCAGCGGCAGCAGACCUAUGGCGCCAUCCACAACAUCAGCGGGACCGUCCCAGGGCAGGACUGGGCUCCGAGCCCUGCGGACACUGUGACUGCUGACCACCAGGAGGCCUGAGCACAGGCCCCCAGCCAGCCAGCCGGUAACCGAAGAGUCCACAGCGGGCCGGGUCUGGAUGGGAGUCCGGCCCCCUCCAUGUGCUGCGUCUUUCACCCACUGCUGUCAGAUGGACCAUGGAGGAGCUGGAGGUGCCCCCACCCGCCGUGCACGCCUCUGUCGCAGGCAGAGACCACCGGGAUGACUAAAAAAGUGCCCUCUGGGCCAGAUGAAGCCUCUCCUGCCUCGCCAAGAGCUAGGUGUCCCAACCUCCGGGGUUAGGGGCAGCCCAACUCUUGCCCUAGAUGCUGCCUCCCUUCUCCCCCAGGGGGCGCCAGAGGCACAGGCUGGUGGGGCCUCCUUCACACUCUGCCUGGCGUGGCCUGGGCGUGCCCAGCAGAG